AUGUGCAACAUGAGCGGCCCCCUGCUUAUGAGUACCCCUCGCUCUUCUAUUUCCCCACCCCUAUCCACCACCAGCAGCACCACCCUUGUCGACGCAGGCACCCAAACCAAUAAUUAUUGGGUCGAGUCCCGGCACGGAACUCCCGGCGCCGAAAAUGUCAUCUAUUACGUGCAUUUCCCUAUCCAGGGACGCAGGCAGGAUCAUAUGGCCUACCAGGAUGUUCUGUGGUUCCUUCAUCGCGAUCUCGUGGCGAAUGACUUUGUGCUGUAUCGGGAUGUGGCCCGGUGUCCUCGCAGCGGCGCGAUGCUGAUGGUGGAGAAUUAUCAGACUGAGGAGGUGCGGCAGGUGGCUCAGCGUGCUGUUCAUGAAAAAAUGCGGUUGCACGGGAUGGCUUGUUUUUGUCCUAGGGAGAAUGAGGCGAAUGGUGGAGUGAACUGUCUGUUGUCGAAUGGAUUAGUGGUCGGUGUUCCGAGGGACGAGGUGACAGGUGUCUUGCCUAAUGAAGUUAACGGCCACGAGGGCAGCCAGUAUCUUGAGAAAAAACAAAGCGUGGACGAGAGCAGCAGCAGUGACAGCGACGGAGAUGAUGACGAUGCUGCGGCGGCGGCCCAGCUUCAGGAUGAUGUGCAAGCGGCAGCAGAUGAAGCGUCGUCAUAUGCUUCAGAUACCGAUUUUUAUGAUUCAAUUUCUGAGGAAAGGUCCGAGUCCGCUCCCCCGGAUGAUGAAACUAAUUAUCUGUUGUGUCCGUACGUCUGCUAA
Aspergillus affinis is the source of this 759-nucleotide messenger RNA. RefSeq lists its product as uncharacterized. The transcript has a single exon. The record is from RefSeq and is a predicted model, not a curated record. NCBI's taxonomy places the organism in Eukaryota, Fungi, Ascomycota, Eurotiomycetes, Eurotiales, Aspergillaceae. Bases 1 to 759 code for a protein of 252 amino acids.